Messenger RNA from Fundulus heteroclitus (mummichog), 3900 nucleotides. It is a transcript of the gene sgms1a, whose product is annotated as SAM_SGMS1 and PAP2_like domain-containing protein. The record is from RefSeq and is a predicted model, not a curated record. The coding region runs from base 431 to 1660 and encodes 409 amino acids. Gene Ontology annotation, cellular component: Golgi membrane; endoplasmic reticulum membrane. Gene Ontology annotation, biological process: sphingomyelin biosynthetic process; ceramide biosynthetic process. NCBI's taxonomy places the organism in Eukaryota, Metazoa, Chordata, Actinopteri, Cyprinodontiformes, Fundulidae. Gene Ontology annotation, molecular function: sphingomyelin synthase activity; ceramide cholinephosphotransferase activity; protein binding. The transcript has 6 exons.
AGCCGCCCGGGGAAGCGGCGAAUCCAACAAACGUGCAGGCCCGUGAAGGCACCACCGCGGAUGACGGCUCCUCCUUCAAACCGCCUCUCCAUGAAACCGCACACUAACGGAGGAGGAGGACUACACUCGCAGCUCUGCGCGUCGCUAGCCUGGACGUGUGCGAUGAGCCUCCGGGGAAACGGCGAAGAGCUGCGUUGAAGAAGCUGCUGAGGUGAAGAAGGCCGCCUGCUCCGCCUGUUCCUCAGACACCCAGCUGCCUUCCUCCUCUCUCCGAUGUCAGCAGCAACCUGGACUCCCUCUGGAUGACAGACGCACCAUGUGUCACAACAGCAGACGUCUUAGCGCUGCGUCAUAGACGGCCGUUCCCACUCUGAACCUCGCCCUCCGCUCUGAGGACUCUCCUACUCCCCGCCACUGACCACUGGCCGCGAUGAAGAACGUGGAGGCAUGGUCAGCAGAAGAUGUUUCUGAUUGGUUGAUCAAGGAGGGGAUGCCAGAGUACAUGGAUGUCCUCCGCCAGAGUCAGACGGACGGCCCCGCUCUGCUCAGGCUCACCCAGGCAGAUUUUCAGGUGCCUCCCCUGUCGCGGGUGUCGCACGAUAACGGACAGCAGCUGUUGGAGCGCAUGGACAUACUCCGGAUGACGACCCACAUCGAGGAUCAUAAAAACGGGCACGCCAACGGCCACGUGGGGGGGAUGCCCAACGGAACGAGCAAGCUGCAGAGGAACGGCACGCUGGGGAGGAAGGACUUUGAGAUGAUCCGCAUUCCCAUGCCAACGAUAGAACCCCCCCGCUGCCCGUUCCCCACGGAGUGGUGGAAGACGGGCAUAGCGUUCACGUACGCGGUGAUCUGCUUCGUCACCACCUCUGUCGUCAUCUCGGUGGUCCACGAGAGGGUGCCCCCCAAAGAGCACACUCCGCCGCUGCCCGAUAAGUUUUUCGACCUGUUCGACAGGCGCGAAUGGGCUUUCUCCAUCUGUGAGAUUAACGGCAUGCUGCUGGUGGGACUGUGGCUCAUUCAGUGGAUUCUUCUCAAGCACAGAUCAAUUAUAGGAAGGAGGUUCUUUUUCAUUGUGGGAACGCUCUAUCUGUACCGAUGUAUUACAAUGUAUAUCACUACUCUUCCGGUUCCAGGGAUGCACUUUAAAUGCUCACCAAAGCUUCUCGGGGACUGGGAGGCACAGAUGAGGAGGAUAAUGAAAAUGAUCGCCGGUGGGGGCCUCUCCAUCACAGGCUCCCACACCAUGUGUGGAGAUUAUCUUUAUAGUGGCCACACCGUCAUGUUGACGCUCACGUUCCUCUUCAUCAAAGAGUAUUCCCCGCGGCGCUUCUGGUGGUACCACUGGUUCUGCCUGACGCUGAGCGCCACCGGCAUCUUCUGCAUCCUGCUGGCCCACGACCACUACACCGUGGACGUGGUGGUGGCGUACUUCAUCACUACACGCCUCUUCUGGUGGUACCACACUAUGGCCAACCAGCAGUCGCUGAAGGAGACGUCCCAGAGCAACCUGUUGUCACGGGUCUGGUGGUACAGACUCUUCCGGUAUUUCGAAGAGAACGUGAACGGCACAGUUCCCCGCAACUACCAGCUGCCCGUUUCGGUGCGGGCGUUGUCCUGGAUGCGCGGCGUGAAAUACAGCCGACUGGACAGCCAGUGACACCCGUCGCUGCCGCUGAAGCAGGCCAGGACUGUGACUUAAACAAGUGCUAAUUUUUUUUUUUUAAUCAUUGGAAGACGGCCCUGUUCGCUGUAGCGCUGUCCGUUUCGCCCUUACUGGCAGGAGUCUCCCGGUCUAAAUGGGUAGCACUGUGACCGUCUACACGUUUUUUUUUUUUGUUUUUUUUUGGUUUCUUUUUCUUUCUGUUGUCCUUUUCGCAUUUCUGCAAGUUUUUUGUAAGCACACUAAUUUAUUUUUUCUUCAACUUGAUGGGUCAAUAACGUUUCUGCUGGGGUAGCAGAUCUAUCAUUUCAAAGAUUUUCAAAGACUUUAUCAGCACAAAAGCGUCAAUAAUUUCAUUUCUUCUAGCUCUCUAGUGCGCUCAGCGUCAUACAGAUGCUCAUAUGCGAACCAAAAUACCAUAAGCAUUGUUUUCUUUUCUUUUUUAUAUACACACACACAUAUAUAAAUAUAUAUAUAUAUAUAUAAAUAUCAGCUUACUUUUGGUAAACCCUCCUUGCUGAAAAGGAAUCAAAGGUGCAGAAGAUAUUUUUUCUAAAUAAUGGAAACUUUAUUUUUCGAAAGCAACACAAUCUCCAGCUAAAGAUUUUUAGAUUUUUAUCUUUUUCAAGAUGGAUCGCGGAGAGCGUAAGAGCUUCAUGUGGUGUAACAUUUAACCCAGUGCCUUCCUUAGCCUGAUUGUCAAACGGUUUAAGUACAACACGCGUUGUUGUCCUGCAACGCCCCCCCCCCUCCCCUCCUCCCCUCCCGUUGCGGUAACAGCCACAACACUGCAACACCGUCAGUCCUGUUCUAAUGAAUGUAUAAAAAAAAAAGAAAAAUUAAAAAGAGACUACGCUUAGCCUUACCAGAAGAUUGGUCUUCCCAAAUGUAAGUGCAGUGAGUUCAAUUUCCUGUUUAUAAGCUAGCGCUUUACCACAUCCGUUUCAAUAGGAAAAAAUAAAUGACUGUUAAUCGUGUUUUAGGUUUAGAACAUUUCUUUUUGUUUGUUGGUUUUUACAGCCUGUAACCAGCUUGGGUCUUGUUCAAAGCCGGAUAACUGAUGCUAAUUUUACUUUCUCAAGACAAAGUUAUCUGAAAAUCCCCCGCUUCCUAAUUGGCCAGCCGAUAAGAGAUAUCUGCGGUGUGCAGAGAUAAGAGUUGUUCCUCUGGAUCCGGACGCGUCCUGUGCAUCCGUGCGGCUGAACGCCUCCUUCGUUCUCCAGACGGAGGCUCGCUUUGAAAGUCGAAAUCAGGUCGUUGACGCGCAAAAGCUCAACCUUUUUUUUUUUUUUUUUAAAGUGACACAGAAAAAUGAAGCUUUGAAGUUUUUCAAUAUAUCCGUGGUAAUUAUGAAGUUAAUGUCUGUCAUUUUUUUGGGUUUGUAAGCUGCUCUCCUGCAGCUUGAGGACAAGUGCAUCAACAAUCUUCUGGAGCUUGUUUGUGGGGAACAAUCGUAAAUUGCUGCUACACAGAACAGAUGAUUUAUUUAGUCAGAAUGUCCAAUGUGUGUGUUUUUUUUUCUUUUCUUUUUUCUUUCUGCUUUCAUGAAUGUGCCCAGGCGUCCAUAUCCAUCCCGAUGUUUAUUUUUCUUUAUGUAACAGACUGAACCAUGACGAGUAAUACACUUUUGUGUGUAGGGGAAGACUUAACUUGUUCUGCAGGACUUUAAUAUUGAAUUGUAUUAAGUGGCUUUGAUGACGAAGAUGUGCACUAAUCUUUAGAUGAGGCAAAUGUCAAACGAGUAAUAUGAAUAAUAAUUUGUAUAGGUUCUUGGUGGAGGAAUCAAGGUUGUUGUUGUUGUUUUUUUUAAAGCAGAGCCAGCAGGAGUUUCACAUUGCAGUAAAGUUACAGGCAUUUCAUUUUUAUUGAGAAGAUUUUCUCAGCUUUUAAAAAGAGAACCAGCAGCCACCCCCAACCCCACCUUAUGGCCAUAUUUUUUGAUUUCAGAUGCCAUUCGAUCCGAUCGGUUCUCUAAUGUAGUCUGAAUGUUUGGACUGAGAUGAAGGUUAUGUUUAAUUUGCCAAUUAAUUAUUUUUUUUUCCAACGUUUUUGUCUCCAAGAAAUCAAAGUUAGUUGUUUGCAUUUCUCCCUAUAACAUUUCUCACCCACUUUCUGUCAUUUUUUUUAUUUUAUUUUUGUGUGUGUAAGCCAGAUGUUUGUAAGAUAUGCUAAAUGAUGUACUUGGAAUGUUUUUGAAUAAAACAUUUUACUAUAAAGUGUUUUAUUAUCAAUUUAAG